GUCAAACGUCUCUAUUGUUGCGCAUAUUAAUUAGUAAAUAAAUAUAUUCAUGUUCAUUUUUUUUAUAUUUAAUUAAAUAUUAAAAAAAAAAGUAAAAAAUCGGUCUAAGACGUAGUGUUUUAAGAAUUAAGAAAAUUUUCCAUUUACACUUCCCGUAGCUAAUGCGAUAUGAUUUUUAAAUGACGAAUAUGAGACCUCCAAAUAAAACAAUAUUAUUAAAAGUUGUAAUCCUAGGUGAUGGAGGUGUUGGUAAAAGUUGCCUUAUGAAUCGAUUUGUUUCAAAUCGUUUCGAUGAGAAUAGUUUUCAUACAAUUGGUGUAGAAUUUAUGAACAAAGACAUUGAAGUAGAUGGUGUUAAAUAUACUUUACAGAUAUGGGAUACUGCGGGACAGGAACGUUUUCGUGCUCUUAGAACUCCAUUUUACAGAGGUUCCGAUAUAUGUCUUUUGGCCUAUGCAAUAGAUGAUCGUGAUAGCUUUAGGGGAUUAAAACAAUGGCGUGAAGAAUUUUUGAAAUAUGCUGAUGUUAAACCAGAUAAUUUUCCAUUUAUUGUAGUUGGAAAUAAAAAUGAUAUUGGUCCACAAUUUCGUCAGAUAACAUUAGAAGAGGUAUCAUCUUGGUGUCAAGAAUAUCAUAUAUCUAGCUUUAUAGAAACUUCAUCAAAAAAUGCUAUUAAUGUUACUGAAGCUUUUAUGUUGGCUGUGAAACAAUGGCAACGUUUAGAAAAAAGUACAGAACGAGAAUUAAGAGCACAAGGUGAUACAAUAGAUUUAACUACUGGUGUACGUUUACAACAUUCAAAUAGUAAAUUUUGUUGUGGUGGUGGUGGUGGUAUUGGUAGCCGUUCUAAUUCACCAGCAAUAAGUCGAGAUGAUUUUUAAUUCUGAAACGGUUACAAAAAAUUAAAGAAAUAAAAAAUGUAUAAUUCAAGAUCAAGGACUAUUAUUAUAGUAAGUUAAUUUAAUAAAUAAUAUUUAAAGGAAAAUAUUAUAGAAAUUAAAUUCAACUCAUAUUAUAUUUAUAAAGAUUCAAGAAAAAGAAAAAUAGUAGCUAGAACUUGAUAUUAAAUUAAGUUUUAAAACUUAAAAAUUAAAUCACACAAUAUAUAUA
Molecule: messenger RNA, 1110 nt
Organism: Condylostylus longicornis
Lineage: Eukaryota; Metazoa; Arthropoda; Insecta; Diptera; Dolichopodidae
Gene: Rab9
Product: ras-related protein Rab-9B
Exons: 6
Coding region: 180-881 (233 amino acids)
Biological process (GO): retrograde transport, endosome to Golgi
Cellular component (GO): phagocytic vesicle; lysosome; late endosome
Molecular function (GO): GTP binding; GTPase activity
Source: RefSeq, a predicted model, not a curated record